Molecule: messenger RNA, 3072 nt
Organism: Meleagris gallopavo (turkey)
Lineage: Eukaryota; Metazoa; Chordata; Aves; Galliformes; Phasianidae
Source: RefSeq, a predicted model, not a curated record
AUGGGUGGGCACGGGGUGGGAGGGGGCAGCACGGCUCCCGCAGGGCUAUGGGGGCCGAUUCCCCCUUUCCUUCACACUGCUUUCAGCCCUUGGUUCGGAACCCCGCGGCUGUGCUGGCUGAGAGCAUCACCCCAAAACGGGUUUCCCCCCUCUUUAUCUCCGAGCCUUUCUCCCCCCGUCGCCACUCCCUUCUCCCCACCGUGGCUCAGCACCGUGGGGCUCACGGGGCAGCACCCACCCAUACAUCCCCCUCCCCUCGCAGCCCCCAACACCUGGGGGGUCUCCUACCCCGAAACACUGCACAGCGUUGCGGGUUCCUGCGUGGUGUUUCCCUGCACCUUCAGCUUCCCCGACGACGUCUCGGCCUCCGGCGGCGUCACGGCCAUCUGGUACAAAGACUACGAGGGGCAGAAGGAGGUGGUGUUCCACUCCAACGACCAAGGGGUGGAUUCCAAGUUCAGGGGCCGCACGCAGCUCCUGGGGGACCCCAGUGCCCAAAACUGCACGCUGCUGCUGCGUGGGGUGCAGCCCCAGGACAGCGGGAAGUUCCGCUUCCGCUUCGAGAUCGUGGACGGGGACCGCUGGUCGGCGGCGCGGGACGUGGUGCUGCGGGUGGAGGACACCCCGGAGCCCCCGAGCAUCACCACCAGUGAGGAGGUGUUGGAGGACACGCUGGUCACCUUGCAGUGCUCCUCUCCCUACAGCUGCCCCCUGGAUGCCGUCACCCUGCGCUGGGUGGGCUUUGACCCACGUGUGUCAGCGCUGUCCAGCCACGUGCAAAUGGACACCAGGGGGGUCAGCCACCACCAGAGCCUCACCACGUCCUUCUCCUGGAGGGAUCACUCCAGGGUGCUGCUCUGCGAGGUGCUGCUCGGCUCCCAGAGGGCGAGCGCUGAGCUGGUGCUGCGGGUGCGACACCCCCCCAAAGGCACCGAGGUGUCCCUGGACCCCCCCACACAUCACGUCCGCGUGGGUGACACGCUGUCCCUCAGCUGCACGGUGAACAGCAGCCACCCUCCCAUCACCGCCUUCCGUUGGUACAAGGACGGCACAGCUGUGGGCACGGGGCCCAUCCUGGUGCUGCGGGGCGUGCGGGGCCGGGACCACGGGCGGUACCACUGUGAGGCCCAAAACGCCAUCGGGACCGGUGUGGCACCCGCUGUGACGCUGUAUGUCAUGUCCGCAGAGGUGUCCAUCAGCCCCGCCGCUGAGGUGCAGGAGGGGACGGCCACCACGCUGUCCUGCAACGUGCCGGGCCAGGAGGGCCGGGAGCUGAACUACACGUGGUACCACAACGGUGCAUGGCUGCAGCAGGGCCCUGCUCACCGCAUGCUCCUCCCACACGCCGCCGCCUCCGACGCUGGGUUCUAUUCCUGCACGGCCACCGAUGCGUGGGGCAGCGCUGAGUCCCCGGCCCUGAGCCUCAGCGUGACGUACCCCCCCCCGGCCCCCGUGCUGACGCUGCUGCAGGAGCCGCACGGCGGAGGGCUGGCCGUGUUGCGCUGCGUGGUGGACAGCCACCCUCCGGCCGUGCUGGCCCUGUACCACGGGGACAACCUGGUGGCCACCAGCAGCUCUCCUGCGGCCCCGGGCGGCGCGGGGGUCACGGCCGCCCGCAAUGCGCUGCGCAUGGAGCUCCGUGAUGUGCGGCUGCAGGACAGCGGGACGUACCGCUCCGACUCUAAGCUUAACCAUAACCCGAACCAUGACCCCAACCCAAACCCUAACCCUAUCCCCAACCCCAACCCUAGACCCAAUCCUAACUAUGACCCCAACCCCAACUCUAACCCUAAUGCUAACCUUAACCGUAACCCUAACCCAAAAAAUGAUCCCAACCCUAACCACAACCCUAACCCUAACCCUAACCGUAACCCUAACCCAAAAAAUGAUCCCAAACCUAACCCUAACCCUAACCCUAACCCUAACCCUAACCCUAACCCUAACCACGACCCCAACCCUCCGCCAGCCCCCCAGGUCCUGAUCCAGCCGUCCCAGGAGGUCCAUGAGGGUGCAGCUGUCACACUGCGCUGUGUCACACCGGCUGACACCCCGGGGAGCCCCACGUUCACCUGGUACCGCAACGGCCGGCGGCUGGCGGGGCGCACAGAGCCGGUGCUGCACCUCCCUGCUGUGCGUGGCGGCGACGCCGGCGCCUUCCAGUGCCGGUCCCAGAGCAGUGGGGAUGCAGCUGAUGGGGAUGCAGCUGAUGGGGAUGCUGCUGCUGCUGGGGAUGCUGCUGGGGACACAUCGGAGGCCGUCCUGCUGCGGGUGCUCUUCCCCCCGAGGCAGCCGGUGCUGAGCUCCUUCCUGCAGAGGCAGGGCGGGCAGCUGGGCAUCAUCCAGUGCACGGUGGAGAGCGAGCCGGAGGCUGAGCUGAGCCUGUGGCGGGGGGACGAGGUGGUGGCCUGCACGAGGGGCUGCACCCCGGCCCACAGCCCACGGCGGAGUGUCACUGCCUCAUACAACAGCCUGAGGCUGGAGCUGCAGGACGUGGUGCUGCAGGAUGAGGGCACCUACGUGUGCCGGGCUGGGAACGCGCAGGGCAACGCCAGUGCAGCCAUUGCCUUCAGCGCUGAGACUGCCCGUGUCGCAGUGUCCCCGUCGCCCCGUGUGCUCGAAGGCCGUGCUGCCAACUUGACCUGCCAGGUCAGCAGCGACUCCGGGACCCAUCCCAACAUCACCUGGUACAGGAAUGGGCAGCAGCUCCCCGCUGGCCCCACUGCAGCCCUGCUGCUCCCACAAGUGACAGCUGGGGACGCGGGGCUGUACCACUGCACGGCUGUCAGCGGGAGCAGCAGCCGGAGCUCCGCUGCUGUGCUGUUGGAUGUGCUGUACCCCCCCGGGGACCCCCAUCUCACCGCCUUCCUGGAGACGCAGAGGGGCCGGCUGGCCAUUUUCCAGGCCUCGGUGUCCAGCAACCCCCCAGCCGAGCUGUCCCUGCACCACGGGGAGCGGCCGGUGGCCUCCAGCAGCGGAGGGGGCUCGGCUCGCCGCGGGUCAGCGCGUGGCCGCCCCAACUCUCUGCGGGUGGAGCUCCGGGAGGUGACGCCGGAGGACGAGGGCAGCUACCGC